AUGUGUCUCGGUCCAUUUGGAGUUACAGAUGAUCAAUUAUUAUGUGAAUGUACGAAAAUUGGAUGUGAUUAUCAAUACUGUAAUAAAUGUGUGCAAACAAUAACCAAGUAUAAUGGUGACAAGUUAUUUCGCUGUAUGUAUUGUGGACAAGAAUCAGAACGAUGUCCACAACAAAAUGAGUUGCUGACAAAAUUGUUAUGGCAAGAGUUUAGAAGUAAAUAUGGGGUUGAAACAUUAUUAAUGUGUAAUACACCAGAAGCAUUAUUAGAUGAUAUUUCAUGUCGAAUAAUUCAUAUACAAUCAUUGAUUGAAACAAUAAAUACAAAAAGCAUGUAUCAUUCUAAUACUAUUUCUAAAUUAAUUCAAUUACAAAUUUCAAAUGCACAAGCAUUUGUCGAUACAUUAAGAAAAAUUGAACAAGAUGUCGUUGAUAUUUUUAAAAAUGAAGAUGAUAGUGAUGAGAAUGAUGAAAAAAUAACCGAUUCAUUAAAAACCUAUGUAUUGGAAUUAACCGGUAAAGAAAAAGAUCAACAACAAUGUAGAAAAUUCAUUGAAAUAUGUGAAUCAUUAUUAUAUUUAAUUAAGCAAAUUGAAUUCGUACAAUAUUUUCCACAUUUAAAUGGAAAAUUGAUUACAUGGGAAGAUACAAUAGGGAUGAGGGACGAAUUUAAACCAAAAGUAAUUGAUCUUUUCAAAGAAAUUGAAAAGGACCUUAAUCAAAUAAUUGUACCUAGUAUACCACCAAGGAUCGGUAUUAUUGGACAAAUAAAUUCAGGUAAAAGUUCAUUAUUAAAUCGCUCAAGACAAAUUACAAACGAUAAUGACUCAUAUAAUAAUGGGAAUCAAAUAACAACAACAGUAAAAGCAACCGCACCAAAUAGACUCUUUUCACCCAUUCGUCUUGGUCAAAGUACAUAUUGUCCAUUAGAGUUUGAACAUCAAUAUUCAAAUGGUAAGAAAGUUAUAUAUGUUGAUAUUCAAGGUUCAACCGACUAUGAUACACAACUGAAAGCGGGAAAUUAUUUUGAUGAAAUACGAAAGGCUGAUUGUGAUGUUUAUAUCAUUGUUUCUGAAACAACAUUUACAGAUAAUCAUUUACAAUGGAAAAAUUAUAUUGAAAAUAUUUUAAAACGCCAAUGUUUACUUGUACGAAAUAAAGUCGAUGAAUUAUUUCUAAAUUUAUUCGAACAAGAUAUUAAACAAGAUUUUGAUACAUUUAUUGGACCUCAACAACGAUUAGAACGAAAUAUAUCAAAGAUAAUUAAUCGAAUAAGGUCUAUGGUUAAAUGUGAUAUACAUGGAAAUGAAAUAUCCACAACACAAGUAUAUCUUACAUUUUCUAGUUACAAAUUGAAUAGUCGUAAUCGAUAUAUGACCAGUUUAUCAUUUGCAAAAUUUGAUAUUGAUAAAUUAAUUGAUUAUUUGAGUGAUUUACCAUUAGAUUUUCAUACAAAACGUUUACAAAAAUUAGCUCAUUAUACAAUAGCUCGUGUUAUUAAUACAUGCUUUCGUCGUGGUUAUGUUGUUUCGAUAUUAAAGUAUAAAAUUCAAGCUGGACUUAUGGCAUUAUGUCCAUUUCUUGAGUUAUUAUCACGUUAUUUAGGUCGUGAAUCAAUUCGUCAAGCAUUUGGUGUUAACGAUCGUUCACGUUUUUCGAAUUGGAGAACGGGACAAGAGGAUACGUUUAAAGAAUUUUUACAAACUUUUAAUGCUAAUGUAGACAACAGUGAAUUAAAAACGUCUGCAUUUAAAGAAACAUUUCCCAUGAAUCUAGGUAAUACUGAAACAAAAGUAACAACUGUAUCAUCAAUUGCUGUAAAGGGCGCAGUAGGUGCUGGUAGUUUUGGAGCAACACUUAUUGACGAUGCAGCGGGAAUUAUCGCACCCAUUGGUUCAGCUACAACACGUACUUUGACUUAUGGUUUACUUGCAGCUGGUGUAGUUUUACAAGCAGGUAUGUGUGCUUGGUCAGCUGUUGCGAAUGAAAAUCAAAUGUACAAUUAUUUAAAUCGUUUAUGUGACGAUCUCAUUUAUGUCAGUAAUUCAAUAAUACUCAAAAUUAUUGAAAAGAAUAAUCAAACUCGGGAAAACUUUUUGGAGCAAUUGGAUACAAAUGACUAG
Messenger RNA from Didymodactylos carnosus, 2121 nucleotides. NCBI's taxonomy places the organism in Eukaryota, Metazoa, Rotifera, Eurotatoria, Philodinida, Philodinidae. The record is from the annotation of a GenBank genome assembly.